Messenger RNA from Paramuricea clavata, 1575 nucleotides. Lineage: Eukaryota; Metazoa; Cnidaria; Anthozoa; Malacalcyonacea; Plexauridae. The record is from the annotation of a GenBank genome assembly.
GUCUUCGCUAGACGAUAUGGAAGAAAAGGGAGUCGUGGAGAAAGUCGAUGGUCCAACCGAGUGGGUGAAUUCGACAGUGAUUAUAGAGAAGCCAAACAGUGACAAACUACGAAUUUGUCUUGAUCCAAGACCACUCAAUGAAGCUAUCAAGCGAGAACACUUCAAGAUGCCAACAAUAGAGGAAAUCACGACGCGUGUGGCCGGAGCCAGAGUAUUCUCCAAACUGGACGCAAAUCAUGGCUAUUGGCAAAUACCACUAGAUGAAGAGAGCCGAUUGCUGACCACAUUCAACACACCAUUUGGUCGUUACUGUUAUAAAAGGAUGCCAUUUGGAAUCAAGUCUGCGCAAGAAGUAUUCCAGAAACGAAUGUGUCAAUCCUUUGGAGAUCUCGAGGGCGUGGAAACAGAUGUGGAUGAUAUUUUGGUUUGGGGAGCCACAGUCGAAGAGCACGACGAACGUCUGAUGAAUACCCUACAACGAUGUGAAGAGAUCAACCUCACUCUCAACAAAGAGAAAUGCGAGUUUCGAGUGAAAGAAGUCACAUCGGUCACAAGUUAACCCGAGAAGAUGUGAAACCGGAUGAGCAGAAGGUUAAAGCCAUUAAGCAGAUGCCCCCUCCCGAAGAUAAGAAAGGAGCUGAACGAUUGCUUGGUACAGUGAACUAUCUAGCAAAGUUUAUACCUAACAUGUCCACGAUAAUGCAGCCGAUUAGAGAGGUUAUGAAAAGUGGCGUGGAGUUUCAAUGGGGAGGUGCACAGGAGAAAGCGUUCCAAGAAGUAAAAGAAAUACUAACAAAGGCGCCAGUUCUUGCAUACUAUGAUGUGAAGAAACCUGUGACGGUGACGUGUGAUGCUUCAAAGAGCGGUUUUGGAGCAGCGUUACUUCAAGAUGACAAACCAGUCGCGUUUUCUUCGAGAGCCCUGACAGAUGCGGAAACUCGGUAUGCGCAGAUCGAAAAAGAACUAUUGGCAGUUGUUUUUGCGCUCGAGGAGUUCAACCAGUACACAUAUGCCAGAGCUGUAGAAGUUGAAACUGAUCAUAAACCGUUGGUCUCAAUUGUGAAGAAGUCGUUAACGUCAGCGCCACCUCGUCUGCAGAGAAUGCUAUUACGGUUGCAACGGUACGACUUUACAUUGAAAUACAGACCUGGGAAAGAAAUGAUCAUCGCGAAUACACUUUCUCGAGCUUACCUUACCGAUGAUGAUGUGGACAGUAGCAAGAUGAACGAAGAGUUAGAAUGUUACGUGCACACGGUAACCAGCAGAAUGCCAGUAUCCGAAGAACGACUGGAACAAAUCAAGAAAGAAACAGCGAUUGACCAGACCAUGAAGACCCUGUUCUCAACAAUCCGAAGGGGAUGGCCAGAGACAAGAAAACAAACACCUUGCGAAAUCCAGGACUACUGGAAUUAUCGAGCUUUCAGAAGUAGAUGGAAUCUUGUUGAAGCAAGACAAGAUUAUCAUACCCCUCAGUAUGAGAGGAAAGAUGCUAGAAAGAAUACACGAGAGUCACAUGGGUAUAGAGAAAUCCAAACGACGAGCAAGGGACAUUAUGUUUUGGCCAAGAAUGAAUGA